Molecule: messenger RNA, 2413 nt
Organism: Micropterus dolomieu (smallmouth bass)
Lineage: Eukaryota; Metazoa; Chordata; Actinopteri; Centrarchiformes; Centrarchidae
Exons: 11
Coding region: 335-1513 (392 amino acids)
Molecular function (GO): zinc ion binding
Source: RefSeq, a predicted model, not a curated record
UUUUGAAAUGUUUGUUGCUUGAUAACGACAAAAAUCCUUUGGACAAGAUAAUUCUUGGUCCUAGAUUUUUGAGAGAGGAGGCAGACUGCAACUAAAUAGGCCUAUCUGUAAUCGCUGCUGCCUUCACGAUAUUACCCAACUUUAUAAUUUAUUCAGAUUUAUAACUGCAGGAAACACAUGGCAGUGUAACUUCCAGUUAUGUGCGCGGCGGCAGUCUUUUUCUGGAGCAGAACAGAACAGCUUCUUGGCAAACAAGUGGGAGUGGCUGGUUUAUAAUCAAUAUAAACAGAAGGAUAGGCCUACUGAAAAAAGUAUAGCGAUCGGUGGAGGUAGAAUGGCAACAGCCUAUCAACCUGAAGAGGAAAACUCUUGUGAGAAUGAGUCUGACACCAGUGAAGAGUUUGACAGUGAGGGACAAUCAGAUGACGAAGAAUCAGAAGAUGGACAAUCAGAUGACGAACAAGCUGAUGACGGACACUCAGGUGUAAAAGUUCCUCGUCAGGGGAAAGAGCCCUGCAAGUAUUACAACAGUGGUGGCUGUCGGGAUGGUGGUAGUUGCUCUUACCCUCACGUCUGCAAGUAUGCCGUGAAAGGAAACUGUCGCUACGGGUCCGGCUGUAAGCUGAACCACCCCAGAGGUGGAAGGGCGUCCUCUGGUUCAAGCAACAGGACUUCAGGACAUUCAACAUCAAGUGGCCCAAAGCUUACUGAUGGCCGGUGCUACCAGUGGCAGCUGAAAGGUGGAAAAGACUGGCUUGAUAUUGAUAAUGAUCACAUUAUCGAGGCCCAGUACUCGCUGCCCCACACCAAAGGCAUUAAAAUCUACAGCACACCUUAUGGGGCAAUAAGUAUAGAUUUAAACAGGAUGAGAGUGUAUGGAAAGAGUCUGAGUGUGAGACGCUUGGAUGAUGGAAAAUCUGUGUGGAUGUGGUACUGCAGCUUGCGUCGGAAGUGGAUCAAGUAUGGAGACAAGGAUUCGAAGGGAAAAGCCAGCCCUGUGAAGAGCUCUGAGAUAGAGGGAAAAUUCCAAAGUAACCCAACAGGCUCUUUUACUUUCAAUAUUGGCGCUGACACCUUUGAGAUCAGAUUCAAAGAUAUGCAACAAGUGAGUAAACAGAAAAAGAGGAAAGUUACUCGCCGACCAGUGUACCAACAAAAGCAAUCAGGAGGAGGGGCUUCUCAUGCAGUCCAAGCAUUGCACAGUCUUUCUCUGGGCACCACACCACAGUGGCAGUUUGAGGGAGACGGUGGAACAUGGCACGAGUUCAAACACAGGAUGGGCACUAAAACUGAAAGCUCGGUAACCAGUGAUGACAUUGAGAAGAAGUACCAGCAAAACCACCACGACAGUAUGAUCUUCAAAGUGAAUGGAAACUCAUACAAGCUGGACCUUGGAGCGAUGAUUCAGACCAACCUCAAAACCAACCAAACACGCAAAAUCAGACGUGUGCUGGUCUGCUCAACAUCCAUGCCCACCCCCUGCAGUGGCACUAUGGCCCGCACAGCAGUUUGAGAACCACUGGUGUAACAUAACAUGCUCUACUGUUCUCUUUUUGACUACAGUAGUCACAUCUUCCUGUAUUAUGUUUACCAAUUUUGAAUAAUGUGCUGCUGCAAUGUGUACAUGUGUGAGGAUGUGCACAUUUCAUUUCUCCCACUUUCCUUUGAAUUCUGUAAAACCAUAACACUUUCCUCUCUAUCCUCCCAUUGCCUUUGCCACCUGUCCUUCAUUCUCUGUUUAACAUGGAUUUCUGUCUCACUGAAGCUAACUGCCACAUCAAUGUAUUUAUUUUUGGGGGCCUCUUUUGGAACCUUACAUGCCAUUUCAAGGUGCAAGGUAGAUGUAUGUAUCAUUGUUCAACAUAGGGUUGUCUAACAAGACUUUCAUCUUCUUUGAUACUAAUAUAUGCAGGUACUCAUGAAAAUGUUACUGUAAGACCACCCAUCAUUUGAAUUCUGUAUAAUGUUUGUUGUACUCCGAUCAAAAUGUCUGCUGUCCGAAUGACUGUUCUGUAAACUGGUGGUUAUACUAGUGAACUAUCAAAUGAUUGCUCUCAGUGGUCUUGUAUCCCUUAUCCAUUGCACUGCAUGGCAUUUCUCCUGUGCAGACUGAUAAUUCAUUACUGAUCCUUUUCCCAUAUUCCAAGAUAUUAUGAUCAGCUGGCAGUAUAUUUUACAUAUGUUGUUCUUAUAAUUGAUUGUUUCGUUUUGUUUGUUUACCAAUUUUUUGUAUGCAUAUAAAGUAACUAAUUACAUUCCCUCUACAAUAGUCCUGCACAUUUUUGCACUUCCACUUUGCACAUUGAUACAUAUGUACAGUACAUAUAUCUAUAUAUCUCUAUAUAUAGAUAUAUUUUCUUAACCUAUACAUACCAAAAUAUUUAUGUUUAUUCAUCGCUUCUUAACUUUGUUU